Molecule: messenger RNA, 5925 nt
Organism: Schistosoma curassoni
Lineage: Eukaryota; Metazoa; Platyhelminthes; Trematoda; Strigeidida; Schistosomatidae
Source: the annotation of a GenBank genome assembly
GGCUGUAACAACAGGUAAGUUACAUUUCGGCAGGCCGUUUGCUCGGCAACUCGAUAAAGUAUUCAAUCCAAAGUAAAGAAUGUUAGUUAUCGCCAUAAAACUGUGAACCUUAGAUACUGUUCAAUCUAUUGAAUUCGGAUUGAAGCUACACAAAAAUGCAUCCUUGUUAUAAUUCCUCGUCUAUGUUGUCUCCAUCUACUGUCACUACUUUUCAUUCAUCACAGUCAUUAAGUUCACCAUCCCAAUCAGCAUAUCAUCAGUCCUCAACACAUGAUGUGUCCAAACCAAAUUCAAAUGAGCAGUAUAACUUGGCUCAUAGUCGACAUCAUCUUUAUCAAAAUGUGAUUCUUCCUAGCCCAUCUAUACAACGUUUUCCUAAUUCAUCAAGCAAUCACUUUACCCACUAUUCGCAAUCCCAUAUCCGAACAACUACUUCAUAUCCUUCUUAUGACUGUUUUCGGAACAAUUCUACACAUUCUCAACCGAAUAUUAGUAGUGGUUUGCCUAUUAUGGGCUAUCCAAUUGCACUCAAUUCUACAAAAAAUUAUGUUGUAUAUGAGACCAAAAAUGGUCCAACUCAGUCAAUAAUGAAUAAUACUGAUGAAACAUUACAAUAUACUAAUCCUUCUGUAAUAAUGAAUAUUCAGUCACAAAUUCCACAUUCCCAAUAUCGUGAAGUCAGUAGUCAACCUUCUAGGCGUCCUCGGCCACCGCCACCACCUCCACCGCCUCGUAGUGGCAGUUGGAUCGGUAAAAUAUCAGCUUCAGCACCUACAAUAAAUGAUAAUACAACGAGCCGACCAUGUAUUCAGUAUGAUCAUGAACCACCAUCUUCAUGCACUGAAAUCAAAGUGAACACAUUCUCUGAUAACCCCACUACUACUCAGUAUAUGAACCAACAAUCAUGUAUUAGUCAAACGUUCUAUACUAGUCCUUAUAACAAUACACAUUCAUCAGUUCCAAAUGGUUCCGUUGGAUUAAAUUCAUACUCGAACUUUAAUAUAAAAAAUCAAUCAUCUACUGAUACCAACUAUUCAAUUGAUAAUUCUCAUACUGAUAUACCAAUUUCAAAACGUUCUAUACAACAAGAACAUCAACAUAGAAGACAACAAUAUCAAAAUCAAUCUAUCAGAAUAUCAUCAUCAUCAUCUAAUGGUGAUAGUUGUCAACCAUUGACAUCGACGAUCAAUUCUUCGAUGACCAAUACAAAUAAUAAUUCCAAUGAACAACGACAACAGCAAAAUUGUCAAUAUUCAUCAAAACAAUCAUUCAAUAACAAUAAUAAUAAUAAUAGUCGUAAAGAAGUAAUUAAAGCAUUACUUAACUUAUUAAUAUGGCAUCAUCCAGAAACUAAAUUUACCGAAAAUAUGAAUCCAUCAGAAAUUCAUACAUUUCACAUAUUCCUAUUAAAUUGGUUAACUAAAACAGAUUGUUUACAAACUAUUCCAAUGAAUAUAAAUACAAAUAUGUAUGUGGCACAAUUUUCCCGUCGAAUAUUAACACAUUUAAUAAGAAUAUUAUAUAGUGAUACAGUUUAUGAAGAAGAAACUACAAUAGAUGAUGGUCAGACAAUUAAAGAUACUGAAGAUGAAGAAGAUACAAUGAAUGUAUUGACUAAUGAAAAAGAAGAUGAUGGUAUUAAUAAUAAUUCUAAUCUUAAUGAAUUUAAUCAGUCUUUGGUUUAUUCAUAUGGAAAGAACAACUGGACAAAAAUCGAUGAUAACAGAUCAGAGAAAACUUCCUGUUUAACAAACUAUACAAAUACGUCGAUUAACAAUGCUGACAAUAGUAGUCUUGUUAGUAAUAGCAAUAAUUUCAGUAAAAUUAAUUUAACUGAUUCCAAGAUUCUACCACCGAACACAUCUUUGAUGGAAUUGAAAGCUGCUGCUCUGGAGGCAAUUCAAAAACUUGCUCCAUUAUGUCAACCAGAUUCAAAAUUAUAUGGAAGAGAUAUGGGAAUUAUUCAAUUGUUAACUUCCAUUCAUAGUUACAGUUUAAAUUUAAGCGAACGUAUCGCGCAGACGAAUAAUAAUAAUAAUAUCAAUAUUGGUGAUAACGUUACUAAUAAUAAUGAAACCAUAGGAAAUACAAUGAUCAGUAGAAUGUGUAAUAAUAAUAAUAAUAAUACAAUGUUGAAUAUAGAGUCAUGUACUGUUUGUCCAGUUGCUGAAGUUGCUGCCUUAGUUCGUUUAUCAUUUGAUUCAAUGCAUCGAAAUGCUAUUUGUGAAUUAGGUGGAGUUCAUGCUUUAAUUUCUUUAUUACGUAUAGAACAAAUGAUGUGGUCAGAGUAUAUGAAUUCAUAUAAUAAUGAUACUAAUAGUAAUAAUAAUACUAACAAUAAAACAGUAUUACUAUUAUCAUCAACAUCAUCAUCAUCAUUUAUACAUAAUCAAAACUUUGUCACAUUACUAGAGAAUAGUUUAGCAUUGAGACGAUAUAUAUGCAUGGCUUUAACAAAUUUAACUUAUGCUGCACCAGAGAAUAAAGCAUUUAUUUGUAGACGUUUAGCUAAUUUGGAAGCAUUAUUAGCUCAAUUAGAAACAGGAAAUGAAGAAUUGAAACAGGUAUCAGCCAGUGUAUUACGCAAUCUCAGUUGGCGUACAGAUAGUAGAAGUAAAGCUGCACUUCGUCGUGUCUGCGCUGCUAAACGUUUAACUAUAGCUGCUAUGAGUGCACAACGAGAAAGUACUUUACGAACUACACUUAGUGCACUAUGGAAUCUUAGCGCUCAUUGUUCUCAGAACAAGCGAGCUGUAUGCAGUGUGGACGGUGUAUUUGCAUUUCUUCUAAGAAUGUUACGUCUUCAAAACCCUUCGCAAAAUCUGGUAAUUAUUGAAAAUAGUGGUGGUAUUUUACGUAAUAUAUCCACAAUUAUCGCUUCUCAUGAUGAUUAUCGGUGAGUUUUGUUUUCCUCUUUUUAAGUCAUUUAUUAUGUACUUGUUAUUUAGGUAGGAAAAAUAAUUCAAUGUCCAGUUUCAUUUUGGCUAUAUGUAGUCAUGCUUAGUUAUCUAAAAUUGCAUUCUCUAAAGGUGAUCACCUGAUAUAUUCGCUCAAACUAUGUUUCGGUACUCGCAGACCGUCCUCUUUUGACACUCGCGUGAUAAUUUUGAUCAGUGAUCAGAGAGAUCCUCGGUAGUAUGGUUUAAAUUUAGUCCUAAUGAAGAAAAUGAAUUCAUUCACUAUUAUUUCCUUAAAUCCUUAAGUUUCGAUAUCAUUUCAUAUUCUUCAUUCAGUGAAUGUACUCUGUAUUUCUAAACUCAAUAUUCUUUAUGUUUGACGUUUGUAAUGUCAUUGAUAUUACGUUCUUAAUGAGCCGACCUAGACGGAUAAACAUUUAUGCCAAUUCCUAAGUAGAUUAUGACUAUUCGGCUAAAUAACCAUCCGCAUACUAAAUGUAAACUUUAAUACUCAUGUAGUGAACUCAAGGGUGAGAAACUAAUUUAUUGUUUAAUUCAAAAUUACACAGCGGCUUAGUAAAAUAAGAAAAUCACACAUGAAAUACAUCAUUGGCACAUCUUUGCGUUGUUCCUUACAUACUACAUUAUUCCUUUAAGUCUGUUGUUAUUUUGAUUGCUCUCCGAUUUCCUUUCUGUUCUCUUCCAUUCAAUCAUCUGCUGCCCGGCAUAAAACUUCCGAUUGUGGUUACAUACUACUUAUAUCUGUCUUCAUAAGUUGCAUAUAUCACACUUACGGAUACUUUUAUGUACAGCUGUCAGUAAGUUAUUUUUAAUGUUUAGUUGUUAGAUUUAGGUGGAAUUGUGCAGCAAUGACUCGAUCAUUAAAUUUUUGAACACCGAUUCACAAGUUCAAACAGUCUUUUAAAUUUAUUUUCCUUUAAUCAACCGAGUGUCCUUAGUUUCUUCUCACAGUAAGUACAACUCCACGUCUGGCUUAAAACAUUUAUCUCCACAGUCAAUCCAAUAAACAAUCUUUUUGAUAAUUUAGUAGGAGUGUGAAUAUCGGUUUAAAAGUUGUAUAAGUUAGUUGAUUCCUCGUAAUGAAUAAAACUAUGCAUUCUCUCUCUCUCUCUCUCUGUGUGUGUGCUUAUUUAUGAUAAUGAAUGUGUUGUUAUCCAUUCUGUUUGUCUUUAGGUCUAUACUUCAUCAAAAUAAUGGUUAUCCAAUCCUAUUGGAACUAUUGCGUAAUCCACCAAGUUUAACAGUUGUAGUAAAUGUAUGCGGAACAUUAUGGAAUUUAACAUGUUCUUCCAUCAAUAAUGUAAACACUAUUCCAACUAGUAAUGGCAACAACAGUAACACUACUACUAAUAAUAGUAUCACCAAUAGUUAUAAUGAUCGUUUGCUUCUUUUACACUUAGGUGCAUUAGAUUUAAUACAACAGCUAACUCAGUCCAAACAUGAUUUAAUACGUACUAGUUCACUGGCUGUCUAUCGUAAUCUAAUACAGACAGAUAAAUCUACUAAUCAGAAUCAUUUGAUUCCACCAAUAUGUAAUUCAGAUCAAGUUAAUUCACAAGAAAAUCAACUCAGUGAGUCAUCAUCGCCGGUAACAAAUAGUAUGACCAUAAAUUCUCAUGAUCAUUUGGUAAGUAAUGAAAUAAAUGCAUGCAGUACUACUGAUGGUCGUAGUAGUGGUGGUGAUACAUCCUAUAAUGUCAAUAAUUCAGCACAGACAAAUGGAGAACAACAGCAACCAACAUGUAAACGUCGUGUAUCAUCAAGAACAUCUAGACUUCGUUUUGGUCUAUUAUCUGUAGUAUUUGAAGCAGAAAGUGACGAUGAACUAGACGAUGAUGUUGAUGAUGAUGUGGAUGAAACGGAAGAUGAUGAAGUAGAGGUGGAAAAUGAAGUUGAAGGUCAGACUACUGAACAAAAUCACUGUAUUAAUGAAUACAAUGAACAAGUUGAAUAUGAGCCAAAUAACAACCUAUGCUUAUAUUAUCGAGGUGGAAUACCUAUUAGUGACCAUUCUAACUAUCGAGAUAUCGCUGUGAAAACAUCAAGUAACCGAAAUUCAGAAAGCUUAUGUGAUUCUCAACUUAUGUUGCCUGAAUCGACCAAUCAUCAACAUCAUUUACCAAAUUGGUACGAUGAAAUAAAUUGUCAUGGACAUCAUCAUGAUAAUCGUCGUGGUAAUACGGUCGUUGAUGCAGCAGCAGAUGAUGAACAAACAUGUGUUUAUGCUGAAGAAGGUACACCUUUUCCAUCGAAUUCAGCAACUGCAUCAUCUUUGGAGUUGAAUAGAUCUGAUGAACAGUUCUUAAUGAAUAAAGCAAAUACUAAUUUCAAUACUGUUAAUGAUGUACAUAUAAAUCAUAAUAAUAGUAACGAUAACGAUACAAUACAUCGUAAUGUUCCAAUAUUGAUUUAUCGAAAUGACCCAAUUCCUCAUGUUUAUGCUAUUGAGGGUACACCAUCGAACUGUGAUAGUAACUUAAGUCAUGAGGAUAGUAUAAAUGGCAGUGAAGUUCAUUUGAAUACAAUUGGAUUCAAUCGCCCCCAAAAAAUGAAUUUUCUACCUCAUUCCGAUAUUGUGAAUGAACAGGAGGAUAAUGCCUACCUGCCCUCACCACCAGAAGAUAUCUCGAAUCUUGUCUCUCCAUUAACAUCAAUGAAUUUAGAAGUAGAAAGUGAUCAAUGUGUAACUUGUCAUUUCCCUAUGCCACCUCCACCAGCAUCUUUUCCAAUAGUUCGUAAAGAAUCUGAACUGACUGAUAGACAAAGUGAAUUAUUCUCUUCUAAACAAACACCGUUGGUAUUCUCACGUGGUACAUCAUCAUGUAUAUCUUCGUUGGACUUGGAAGUUCCAUUUAACGGAUAUCAAUCAUCACCGGAAAGUGAAUAUUCUAGUCAACAAAAAAGUAGUAAUAGCAGAGAGAGAAUAAGUUGUGAAUUAAUGUCAAUUAAUCGUAAUGAUGAAGAUAACGGUAGUAGUAGUAGUAAUAGUAGUAGUAGUAAAGGUAGU